UGUCUCACGUACGAAAUAUAAGCCAAGGAAAAUAUGUUUUUAUCCUUUAAUUUCAUUUAUAGGAUACAUUGCCAACAGAUGUUACACUGUGGGUAUUUUAUCAGUUGUGGAUACAUUUCUUAAGAAAGAAACAUUGAUUUUCAUGCACAUUAGAAUUCAUAUUUGGAUAAAUACUAACAAGGUAAACAUCUUCAAAGACCUAGGACAAUUUUUUUAAUGAAUGAACAACCUCGAGCAGCUAUAGAAAUUUCAGCAAGGUAUGAUUACAACAAGAAUUAUAUCAUAGCUAGAGGGUGUGUGAGACAAAGCUGUUUAGUAACACGUGAAGUAUUCUACUCGUACCUCGAACAAUGCCGCGUAUGCAACAAUACGCUGGAAUCGGAGGAGAUGACAGUUUUUGCUCCCAUCAACGCGGCCUUUCAAAAGAUCGUGAAAGGGAAUCCGGACACAAACUCCAUGGUUCUAUAUCAUAUAAUUAACGUACCCAAGAAGACAGAACAACUAAGUGGAUCGUACACGUACAUGCCGUCACGACUGAGCGGAAGUCCUCCAUUAUGGAUAACACACAGCCAGGGCAGAUUUCAAAACGAAAUCUAUAUCAAUAAUGCAAAAUUGCUAAUAGGGCAGUCAAACGUGAUAGGAAAGAAAGGAGGGAUGCAGCAGAUCAUGCAUAAAAUUGACGAAGUGCUGAUUCCGACGAGGUCUUCUUUAGCAGCCAGCAAUUCGAUCUAUAAUCCGAGCGCGUGGGAGUUUUUGGAAAAUUACGAAUCUCUUAUUCAAGGCUCGCACAGAUUAAGAAACUUUAGACAAAAAGUACAACAGAAUAACAAGCAAGAUAUAUUCAAAACCGAAGGAAGCUACACGUUUUUCAUUCCUGUCGAUGAAGGAUUUGCGAACUCGAGAGCCACUUUAAUCGACGAGAAGAUAAUUGAUGGGCACGUCAUCCCGAAACGAGUUCUUUUCACCACUCCGACACAAAAAGACGUACCGUUCCCCACUCUGGCCAACGGCGAUAAUGACAUUAGGGUCGUUAUUUCUUUCACGCAGGAACAGCGUCAAAAUCUUAUUAUUAAUUAUGUAAAAUCUCACACUCUUUUCGGAGACGGAAAGCACACGCCAGGAGUGGUUCUAGCGGAGAUCGUUAAGGGCAACAUUCCAGUGAAAAAUGGAGUCGUUCAUCUUAUUCACAAGCCACUAAUGAUAGUGGACAGUAACGUCAAGGAGUUACUCCAGGAGCACAUGGACUAUAUUUGCAGAGUAGGAAAUAUUCAAAGUAUGGAAAAUGUCAUCAAGGAAGUGCCAGAAUUACCUCCAAGAGAGCCCAGUCUGAACGCCUAUCCUUACGAUUACGAUUAUGAUCAAUAUAAGGAAAAGGACGGGAAGAUCCUAAAUAGUUUCAUCGAUGCCAUAAACGGAUUAGGAGCAGAUGGAAAAGACUUCUUAAAUACAUUGGAAAAGUCGCCUGAUAUAACUUUAUUUGCUCCAUGCAACGCAGCCUUGGAAGGAUCUCUAGUGAACAAUAUUGUUGCCCAAAAGCAGAAAUUUCUGGAUAUCCUGAAGUUGCAUUUGGUAGUGGACAAUCGACUCUAUGUGGAUACGGUUAUAAAGAAAAAUCAAAUGAAGAAAAAUAUUCGUAUUCAAAAUUGUUAA
This is a messenger RNA of Sitophilus oryzae (rice weevil), 1650 nucleotides long. Its product is annotated as fasciclin-1-like. The coding region runs from base 217 to 1650 and encodes 477 amino acids. Gene Ontology annotation, molecular function: cell adhesion molecule binding. The record is from RefSeq and is a predicted model, not a curated record. NCBI's taxonomy places the organism in Eukaryota, Metazoa, Arthropoda, Insecta, Coleoptera, Curculionidae. Gene Ontology annotation, biological process: extracellular matrix organization; cell adhesion. The transcript is spliced from 13 exons. Gene Ontology annotation, cellular component: extracellular matrix.